Molecule: messenger RNA, 1550 nt
Organism: Paramecium sonneborni
Lineage: Eukaryota; Ciliophora; Oligohymenophorea; Peniculida; Parameciidae
Source: the annotation of a GenBank genome assembly
AUGCUUGAAGAUCAUUUGGCUGAAGCAUUGCAUUUAUUAAAAAAAUAACCAUAGCAUCGAUGCAAAAUGGAGAUUGAUCUAAUAGUUGAGCUAACUGAAGAACUUCCCUUUUUUAAAUAAUAUUACAAAUAAGAAAAUGGAUUAUUAAUCCAUCGUGAAUGUUGUAAGCAUAUGUUUGUGGAACGGUUCUUAGCAACUGAUAUUGUAUUUCAUGUUGGUAUGGAGACUCUAUUAAUAAUGCAGAUUCGAUAGGCACAAAAUUUUAUGUGAUUCUAGAUGGCCAAGUUGAAGUUUUGAUUAAAAGAAGAGGUUAUGAUGAAUUAGAAUCUGUAAGAAUUUUGAGACAAGGAGAAUCUUUUGGUGAGUUGGCUCUCAUUCAUAGAUAACCAAGGUUAGCAACUAUUCGUUGUGUGACUGAUAGUUAUUUUGCUGUUUUGGAUAAGUAAUAGUUUCAAUAAAUUUUACAUUAUGAGUAAACAAAAAAGAUAGAAUAAGUAUUGAUAACCCUAUAUUUUUUUAGAAUGUAGAUUAUUUUGCUUAGAUUUCAAUAUUUAAUCAGCUUAAUAGAACUCAACUUACACAAAUCUAUUUGAAUUCAUUUUUAUAUGAAUAUGAAAAACAUUAAAUUGUAUUGUAAGAAGGAGAUAAAUCUGAUAGUUUUCUAAUUGUUAAAACUGGAUUAUUUUAAGUACGUAAAUAAAUAAAUAAAUCUCAUCCAUUGAUUGUAAUUUAAAUUCUUAAAAUAGUAGUUAUUUGAAAUUGGAGAAUUGCAAGUAUUUGGAUUCUAUCAUUUGUUUAAUAAAAUUCCUUAUGAAUAUUCUAUGAUUUGUCUUAGUCCUAAGGGUUAAAUUUAUAAAAUACAUAGAACAUCUUUGAUUGAAAAAAUAUUUGAAGGACAUACAUAGGAUUUAGAAAAACAUAUGUUAGAAAUUAAUUCUUAUGUCCAUUUCAAAGUUCAUCAAGAAUAAAAUACUCAUCUUAAAUACCCUAGAUAUUUUUAGAUAAAGACAACAAAUGAAUAAGAGAGAGAGAUUAAAGAGGAAUUUGUAAAAACCUGUAGAAAUCAGGAAUCAAGAAACAAAAACUAUAAAAGUAGAAAUUAAUUAAUAAAAUAAAAAAUGGAUACAAUGAUAGAGCAAUAGAAAAGAAAAUUAGGAACAAAAUCUAAUCAUUCAAAAUUUAAUAGUUUAUUUGAAAUUUUUGUAAAGUCUCAUAAAGGAUUAAAAGACAAUUAAAGAUAGAAAAGUCCAUCUUUAUUAGAAACUCCAACUAGAAAUCUUGUAAGUAGUACUCAUUUUUAUCUUAAUGAUGAUCUUACAUAAAAUCCAUUUAUAACAUUUAGAAGUGGUAGUCCUCUAAUGAUGAAUAAAGGAAAACAAUUUAUAUCUUUGAAAGGAUCAAAUAGUCAAAGAACAAUAGUUAAACCAAGUAUACAGAAUAAUAUAAAAUUCUAAUUUCAAGAAUACUUAAAUUCAAAGAAUCUUUAGACUUAAAAAAAUGGUAUAUCUUUAAGUCCAAAUAUAAUGAAGCUUAAAGUAUAUAAAAAUUGA